AUGGCUCCGCCGACCUAUAUUAUCUCUCGGGUGGGUGACCCUAUCUUCGCCCUCCUGAUUGGACUCGGGGCAACUGUGACGAGGAUCAACCGCGAAGCAAAGGAGAAGGGCAAGACUACAGAGCAGACGAUCGAAGCAGGCAAACGGCGGUUAAGUAGCCUGUUCAAGUAA
This is a messenger RNA of Durotheca rogersii, 171 nucleotides long. RefSeq lists its product as uncharacterized. The record is from RefSeq and is a predicted model, not a curated record. The transcript is spliced from 2 exons. Lineage: Eukaryota; Fungi; Ascomycota; Sordariomycetes; Xylariales; Xylariaceae. The coding region runs from base 1 to 171 and encodes 56 amino acids. Gene Ontology annotation, biological process: protein secretion.